UAAAAAUACAAGAUGAUUAUUCCAAUCAGAUGCUUUACUUGCGGAAAGGUGAUUGCUCACAAGUGGAACAAGUUCAUCGAGCUGAAUUCUGGAGGAGAUGAUCAGAAUGGAUCAGGUGAUGAUCAACAUCAGCAUGUUGCAGUUGGAGAUACAUUAGACAAACUUCAGUUGAAGAGAUAUUGCUGCAGAAGAAUGAUACUGACCCAUGUCGACUUGAUCGUGAAGCUCUUAAGCUAUAACAUCAUGGCUGGUCAGACUGCAUAAUCAAUCCUCCCCAAUCUCAAGCUUGCAAACACACCUUUAUAAAUUCGAUAAUUUUGCAUAGCAGGCCAAUAUUCUUCAC
Moneuplotes crassus is the source of this 343-nucleotide messenger RNA. NCBI's taxonomy places the organism in Eukaryota, Ciliophora, Spirotrichea, Euplotida, Euplotidae. The record is from the annotation of a GenBank genome assembly.